Molecule: messenger RNA, 1242 nt
Organism: Portunus trituberculatus (swimming crab)
Lineage: Eukaryota; Metazoa; Arthropoda; Malacostraca; Decapoda; Portunidae
Exons: 2
Coding region: 10-687 (225 amino acids)
Source: RefSeq, a predicted model, not a curated record
CGAAUAAUCAUGAAGCAGAACGGAGCUUCUCUAAGGCUUACAAGCUUCAUCAUUUUCCUCCUAUUGGAGUGUUCAUUCGCAUACAACCCUGUGUAUCCUUUACGUGUCCAGCAUUUCUUGCAAUACCUCCAGCAAGAAAGGCAGCAGCUCGUGACUUCUUUAACUAGUCGAAGCCCGAAACGUUCCUCCAUCAUAGGACACAUGAACUCCAUACUUUACAGAACAAGAGAGCAAGUCAUGGAAGGUAUGAUGGAUACGUAUAUUCUGGUACCGAGGGCUAUUAUCAGCUCUACAGCAAAGCUUCAUCGUGGUGUCAACUGUUCAGAAUACAGAGAAGUCAGCAAAGUAUAUGGAAACGGUUUUGAAGCAAAUUACAAUUUAAGGCCUACUUGGCUUCAUCGAUCAAAAACCGUAAGCACGUGUCCCACACAAUAUAUUGAGCGUCAAAUACAAGGACCGCUCCCCAUACAACCUGUGACCAUUUUAGAAGCAAAGUGUGUCUGUGAAGGAUCUCAAUGUUCUCAAGAUGGGUCCAUCUGUGUGGCUGUAAAAUACCGCCUACCAGUAUGGAUUAGCAUGGAUUCGGAUGGCUAUACAACAGACACAGUGGAACUAGCCGUAGCCUGCGCUUGUGCCAAAAAUCCAAGUCGUGAUGGUGGCUAUAUUGACUUAAGCGAGAAUAAAUGAGAAUGUUUGCGACUCACCCACCAACUGUACCACCACUACUAGCACUACCAUUACUACUGCUGUUGUUGCUGAUGCUUCUACUACUACUACUACUACUACUACUACUACUACAACAUUACUACUACUACUGCUGCUACUACUACUACUACUGUCAUGUGUUACGCUCCAGAACCAUUUAUGUGACACCGAAGCUUAGUAUUUCAUCUUAGGAUGCCAAAUGUGUAAUCAUAAUCUCACGUAUGAUACAAGAUGUUAUUUAUGUACGCUCAUGUACAGGAUAACAGCUAGAAAAUGAAGGGCAGAGUUUAUUAAAAAUUACGCACACUUCUAUCUCUAACAAUUUUGUAACAAAAUCUAAGUGCUUCUUCAUCAAAAUUGUGUGAUACAAGUUUCUCUGAUAUUAACGUAAUGAUAAAAUAACAUUACAUUUUAUGAGCAUCUGUUUGAUUGCGAUACAGUUUGAUGUGUAUUUUGUAAUAUGAUACAUGAUGAGUAUAUAAGAUGUUUCGUAAGUAUUGUAUUGUAUGUAUGUUGAAAAAAACGAUAAUUAGUCUU